AUGCCCCCCGUUGUGAUUCAGGUUGGAUCCUGCAUUUUCAAGUUUGGACUCGCCGGCGAGUCCGUGCCUUUGACCACACUAGAGACUAGUGAAUUCGCCCAUAAACGACAUAUAGACGUUCUUCCCAACGAGUACUCUUCAGAGGAAAACAGAGCCAUAUCAAAACUUGAAUACCUAUUCCACCCCAAUAUUCUGGAUUUUAAGCCAGGAAAUGACUUACACUCCUUUGAAUACACAAUGAAUCUCCAUAUAUUCGAUAUUCUUCAUUACAUGUUUAAAAAACUCCGAAUCAACGCGGUCAAUGCCAACGUGGUCCUCGUGGCCAACAGCAUGCUCAACCAAAAAUACAGAGACAUUCUGCGAUACCAACUGCUCGAAAAGUUGCAUGCAAAAAGCACUGUCUUCCUUGAAGAGCCAUUGAUGGCCACGCUAGCCGCAGGGACAAGAUCGGCGCUUGUGGUAGAUCUAGGCUGGCAUUUUGCGCUGGUCGAGCCCGUGUACGAUCUCCGGGUACUAAGGAACCACUCCAAGUGGUCCAAAAGGGGAGCAAAAUGGCUGAGCUUGAACAAUGUCGAUGUGGACCUGCUAUUUGACACUAAUGACGACAUUUAUGAAAACGACGAGAAAACACCAUCGCAGCUGCUGAUCGAGUUGUACCACGAGUUACCGAUCGACCUGCGCAAACCGCUUUACGAAACCAUCAUCUUUGCCGGCGGGCUGGCCAAAAACGAACAGCUGAUCCAAACUAUUUUGCAGAAUUUGAAGGCAGAAAACAUCCAUGCCUCGUCGGUGGUCUCAUUGGGCGCAUGGGCGGGCGCCAGCAUAUACACAGACACUGUGCUUUCAAAGGACGGCAAUUGGAACUCGAUGGGCAGAAUAAAACGGGAAAACUAUAUUACACUUUGA
Messenger RNA from Ogataea parapolymorpha DL-1, 906 nucleotides. RefSeq lists its product as uncharacterized. Bases 1 to 906 code for a protein of 301 amino acids. The record is from RefSeq and is a predicted model, not a curated record. The transcript has a single exon. Gene Ontology annotation, biological process: microtubule-based movement. NCBI's taxonomy places the organism in Eukaryota, Fungi, Ascomycota, Pichiomycetes, Pichiales, Pichiaceae.